Molecule: messenger RNA, 648 nt
Organism: Cooperia oncophora
Lineage: Eukaryota; Metazoa; Nematoda; Chromadorea; Rhabditida; Trichostrongylidae
Source: the annotation of a GenBank genome assembly
AUGUUCAUCACACCCACUGAGAAGUUCUUCGAAGAGGUCAACGACGUCGUUAAAAACGACGAGACUAUGCAGAUCCCCAUGGAGGUGUUGAAGCAGUUCGGUGAACUUGGAGGUUUUGGCGCUGUUGUCCCGCCGGAAUACGAAGGAGCCGGUAUGUGCAACAGUCAAAUGGCGAAACUCGCUGAAACCAUCGGCGCCCAUGAUCUGGGAUUUGGAGUUGUGAUGGGCGCUCAUCAGUCAAUCGGAUACAAGGGCAUCCUUCUGUAUGGUACUGAUGCUCAGAAGAAUAAAUAUCUACCGGAUCUGGCAACAGGACGUAAAUUCGCAGCGUUCUGCCUUACCGAACCGAGCAGUGGAUCUGAUGCCAAUUCAAUCAGAACUCGUGCCGAAAAGUCCGCCGAUGGAAAGCACUACAUCCUGAACGGUGGUAAAAUCUGGAUCAGUAACGGUGGCUUUGCGGAUGUGUUCACAGUGUUUGCACAGACUCCGGUAAAGCAGCCCGAUGGCAGUACGAAGGACAGAGUGUCAGCGUUUAUAGUCGAGCGAGCUUUCGGCGGUGUAACUAACGGUCCACCAGAGAAGAAAAUGGGUAUCAAAGGAUCCAACACAGCCGAAGUUCACUUCGAAAAUGUUAAGGUAAUGAUUUGA